AGCUGUGUUCAGUACUAGCAUGAUACCGCAUAGCACUUAUUCUUCACAGCCAAUCUGUGGUGUUCCAACUCAGCCAACUCUGGCGGAAAAGAAACGCCGCUUACACCAAGCGUGCAAGCUGGUAUAUCACAUCACCAUUUAAGAGUGUUUGUACAGUACACCUACUCGACUGGGUGGUACCACACGACACCAUCAAAAUGGCCGACACAGCCAAGACCACUGCUCGCGGCUGGCUGGCGCUGGCCGGCGCGGCGGUGGCGCUCUUCUGCACCGUGGGCUUUCUCAAUGCGUUUGGCGUCUUCCAGGAAUACUACUCUACGUUUCUCGACCGCAGUCCUUCCGACAUAUCAUGGAUAGGGUCGCUGUCCAUCUUUUUGCUCUACUCCAUCUCGCCCUUUGGCGGCCUGCUCGUCGAUCGGGUCGGGCCCACGCUGCCCCUGUGCGCGGGCAGCGCGGGUCUGGUGCUGGCCCUGUUCAUGACCUCGCUGUGCACGCAGUACUGGCAGCUGAUGCUGGCGCAGUCGCUGCUCCUGGGCGCCAGCGCGUCGCUGGUCUUUUGCCCGCCGCUGGGCGUGGUGCUGCGCCACAUGCCGCACCGCCGCGGCCUGGCCAUGGGCCUGACCAUCGGCGGCUCCUCCAUCGGCGGCAUCGUGUGGCCCAUCAUGCUGCAGCGCCUGCUCAACAACAACGUCCUGGGCUUCGGCUGGACCAUGCGCGCCGUCGCCUUCACCAUGAUGCCCCUGCUGGCGUUCGCCUGCCUCGCCGUCAGGGAGCCGCCCAGGAAGCCUGCGUCGGCGCCCCCCGCAGCCAGCGCGGCCGUCGAGGCCGACGGCCGAGUCCCUGUUUCCGACAACUCGGACGCGGCAGAGCCCGUCCCCGAGAAGGAGGUCCCGAGCAGGACGGCGUUCCUCAGGCAGCUGACCUACAUCCUCCUCUGCUCGGGGCUCGCCUUGGCCUACCUGGGACUCUUCACCCCGCUCUUCUACGUGUCAAAGUACGCCAUCGCCCAGGGCCAGUCGACGUCGACGGCCUUUUACCUCUUGUCGGCCGUCAACGCCUCCUCCUUUUUGGGGCGGGUGCUGCCGGGCUACAUAGCCGACAAGUUUGGCCACUUCAACCUGCUGGUCCUCUCCACCCUCUUGUCGGGCGUCGUCGGCUUCACCUGGACUCAGGCCAGCAGCUUGCCGGGGCUGAUCAUGUGGGCCUUGGCCUACGGCUUCACCUCGGGCGCCGUCAUGAGCCUGCAGAACGCGUGCGCCAGCAAGAUGGCACCCCCACAGGCGCAGGGCCUCGCCGUCGGCGUGCUGAUGGGUGUCCUCUCCAUCUCUGCGCUUAUCGGCACGCCCAUCAGCGGACAGAUCCUCACCCGCUCGGGGUACGUGGCUUUGUCCGCCUGGACCGGUGCUACCCUGGUCGCGGGAGGUGGAGUGAUUGGUGUCGCGAGGUUGUUGAAGUAUCCCAAGCUCAUGACUGCUUUCUAAUCGAGUCGAGGUGGGCCCAAUUGCCUCUUCCAACGGGGAUCGAAGGGGUGUGGAAAUAUGUAUUAAUAAUAGCCAGGACUAACUGGAGAAAGAUGCGAGCCGAGGUGGCUCUUCGAUACUGUGGCUGGGUAAACUUGCAAUAAUCAGGCUCGAAAACUGCGGUAGCUGCACUAACAUGGGUCAAAAAGCUGCUUGACAAGGCCAAGAACCCAAACUUUAUUUUACUAUGAUUUAACCUUUUUGCUGAUAGGACUUGUAAUUAAUUAACCGAUCUGUAGAGCC
Molecule: messenger RNA, 1763 nt
Organism: Pyricularia oryzae 70-15
Lineage: Eukaryota; Fungi; Ascomycota; Sordariomycetes; Magnaporthales; Pyriculariaceae
Exons: 3
Coding region: 198-1481 (427 amino acids)
Biological process (GO): transmembrane transport
Cellular component (GO): fungal-type vacuole membrane
Molecular function (GO): transmembrane transporter activity
Source: RefSeq, a predicted model, not a curated record